Messenger RNA from Ctenocephalides felis (cat flea), 597 nucleotides. Its product is annotated as clusterin-associated protein 1-like. Bases 1 to 597 code for a protein of 198 amino acids. The transcript has 5 exons. The record is from RefSeq and is a predicted model, not a curated record. Lineage: Eukaryota; Metazoa; Arthropoda; Insecta; Siphonaptera; Pulicidae.
AUGUUACACAAACUCCAAGCUGACAACAUGCCUGCCUUCCUGGACGAGCUUGAACGUUUAGAAGAAGAACUGAGUGCAGUUUACGACAAAUAUGUCCUGUACGUUCGAUGUCAGGCCGCUUUAAAAGCCCAAAUAAAUUCGAACACAGAAAUCGAUGAUUUGAGUCAGACAACACUCAAUCAGAAACAGGGAAAAAUAUUAAUACCGCAGAAUAAAAAUCGAGGAAUACCUGCAGGUUACGAUAUCAACGAUGAUGACGAUGAUACUGAUUUAGAUGAUUUGGAUGAAUCCAUGGAUGAUACUGAGGAUUUGAGAAAAAUGGCUAAUAUGAGUUUGGGUGCUAAUAAUAAACCGCGUACAAGGACCAGACUUCGAGUUCGUACAGGAGCUGGAGGUGAUAGAGGUCGCAUUUUUGGAGGCAUGGGGCCCCACGGAGUCUCCGACAACUCUUUAGGAAACUCUUCAGACUCCUUAGGAAUCGGACAUGACGCAACUGAAGGUUUGACAGACGAUGAUGCCAGUUUAAGGUUCGACGAAAUCAGCAAACAACCUAUGGGCGGACCUGAUAUACCUGAUGCUAGUGACGAGGACUUUUAA